CUCUAUUAUUAUCAUUUUGCUGCUUUUUCUACCCCUAUCUGGAAGACAAGAUGGCGAAUGCUUCAUCUGGAAUGGCAGUGCAAGAUGAGUGCAAGUUGAAAUUUUUGGAAUUAAAAGCAAAGAGAAACCACCGUUACAUUACCUUCAAGAUUGAGGAUCAGCAGGUGGUGGUGGAUAAACUCGGCAACCCUGGCGACACUUAUGAUGAUUUCACCGCUUCUCUGCCGGAUAAUGAGUGUCGUUAUGCUGUCUAUGAUUUUGACUUCACCACUGAUGAAAAUGUUCAAAAAAGCAAGAUUUUCUUUAUUGCCUGGUCACCGGAUAGCUCAAAAGUGAGAAUGAAGAUGGUGUAUGCGAGUUCUAAGGACAGAUUUAAGCGAGAACUUGAUGGAAUACAAGUUGAAUUGCAAGCAACAGAUCCAAGUGAAAUGAGCCUUGACAUUGUAAAAGCUCGUGCAUUCUGAAAAUGCUCUUCUUCAACAACAUUCACAUUUGCCAACUUGUAUUAUUUUCAUUUUUGGUUGUACCCAUACACAUUGGAUUGUGGUCAUAAAUUGUAGUUUCUUUUCUAAUUAGGUAGAUAUAAUAUACAUAAAAGGUGGUUAUAUUGUCACCACAAUUUUUAUUUGAUACACCACAUUUUUUUUGCAGUUAAACUCCUUAGUCUUUGGUCAAUGUAAUAAUUAUUUUCUUAAAUUUUUUCAUUGAAUUAUCUUUAAUCUUCUAUUAAAUAGUACGUC
This is a messenger RNA of Olea europaea var. sylvestris, 740 nucleotides long. RefSeq names its product actin-depolymerizing factor 7-like. The record is from RefSeq and is a predicted model, not a curated record. Gene Ontology annotation, cellular component: actin cytoskeleton; cytoplasm. Gene Ontology annotation, molecular function: actin filament binding. Lineage: Eukaryota; Viridiplantae; Streptophyta; Magnoliopsida; Lamiales; Oleaceae. The transcript has 3 exons. Gene Ontology annotation, biological process: actin filament depolymerization. Bases 51 to 464 code for a protein of 137 amino acids.